AUGAAUUUUUUAAAAAAAGCUGAUUUCUUUGGUGUCCCUUUUUUGCAAAAUAUAAAUCAAUAAACUUUCUAUAAAAGUCCAUUAGGAGGAUUUUUAAGUUUAUUAAUUGUCGCAACAAGUUUAGCUUAUUCAUUAUGGGUAUUUUAUUUAUGGAAUAGUAAAUAAAUGAGUCCAAAGGUUUCUAAUUCAAAGUAUGUAUCGGACUACUCUAUUCUCGACUUUAAUUCAGCAAAAAUAAGUAUUUAUGCUGAAGUAGAGGAGGGAUUUGUGGAUCCUUUCAAAAAUAAAAUUUUAUUACCUUUAGUUAUGUACGCUGAUAAUAACCGUUAAACAAAACCAAUGAUUAUUGAGAAUUACACAGAGGCUUCUUAUGGAACUUUGUAUGUACCAAAUCUUGAUUUGGGUUUUACUUUUGCUGAUGGGUAUUUAUAAACAUCUAAGUACAUGUUCAUAUACAUUACACUUUGUGAAGAAAAGUAUUUGAAAGAAGGUGAAUAAUGUGCUUCAGCUGAAUUAAAGUAAAAGUUUUUUUCACAGUAAUUCAAUUAUUUUGGUUUAUAAAUUGAAUCUACAACUUUGGAUUCUAGAGAUGGAUCUGAAUAAACUACAAUUUAAGAUAUUUUUUUUGAACUUGAAUAAGAGAGUUGCUAUCUACUAUAUACAUUUCUAGAAACAAAUUUUUAUGAACUUUAAGAUUAUUUAUUAUUUGGAACAUCAAAGUAAAAGGAAUAUAUUAGUGGAGCAAAAGUAUAAACUCAAUCUGUUUCACCAAGCAAAUGUAGAAAAUCAUAUUAGAAUGAAGCAUUGGCAAUGAUAUAUGUUGCAAUGAAUGGAACUUAAACGAAGACAAUAUUUGAAUAUCCAAAUUUGGGAGAUCUUUUAGCAAACGUUGGAUCUAUUAUAUCAAUACUCUUUAUAUUUAAAUAUCUUAUUAUUUAAGUCAAUCAAUAUUCUUUAUAUUAAAAAGUAAUCUCUGAUUUGAUAAGUUUAUAUUAUCCAGAAUUUAAAAAUAUUAAAAUUAUUAAGAAUUGGAGAUUCAAGGUAACUAAAGUUACUUUGAAUCAAUUAUAAAUAGAUGAGAAAGAGUAUUAAAAAAUUUAUGAAAAGCUUAAAAAGCAAAUGCAAUAGAAGUUAUGUUACAUGAAUUUAGUAUAUGAAAUAUCAAGAUUAUAUCUAAUAAUAAGAUCUUCCAAAUUAAGAGAAGAACUUUUAAAAUCUCAUUUAAUUGGUAUUAAAUUAAAUCUCCCGGUAUUAAAAGAAGAUACUUGUCUUUCGAAUUGUAAGUCUGCUCAAAAAAUUAAUUCUUAAAUGGAACCUUAUCUUUUAAAUGAAGAUGAUGCCGAAUUAUUAUCAUUGGCAAAUAGGCGAUGCCAAAAAUAUGUUGAAACAAUACCUGAAGAAAUUUAUAACGAAGUUGAUUAUUAUUAUUUAAAUAAAAUUAUAUGA
Molecule: messenger RNA, 1446 nt
Organism: Paramecium sonneborni
Lineage: Eukaryota; Ciliophora; Oligohymenophorea; Peniculida; Parameciidae
Source: the annotation of a GenBank genome assembly